AUGCCUUCCUCCACUUCCUCUUCCCCGCGUCAUCGCUUCAUUCCAGUCCAGGCUGCCAAUGUCCUCCUAUUCCUGAUCGGCUUUCGUCUCCUGAAUGCGCUCACCGUCCGCACCUUUUUCCAGCCAGAUGAAUUCUUCCAAUCUCUUGAGCCGGCUUGGCAGGUUGCCUUUGGGAAAAACCAGGGAACCUGGAUAACGUGGGAAUGGCAGCACCAACUUCGAUCCUCACUACAUCCCCUCCUUUUCGCCGCAAUAUAUAAAGCUACUGACUUCUUCUCAUCCAUCUUGACUCUCCCAUCCACGAGGCGUGCAGAGCUGUUGAUCGCUAGCCCGAAAACUGCGCAGGCUGUGCUAUCGGCAGUCAGUGAUUUCUAUACCUGGAAACUCGCGAGUCGUAUCUAUGGCAAAGGUUCUCGUGACGCUUGGGCAACAUUAAUUGUCACAAUGAUCAGUCCUUGGCAAUGGUUCUGCUCAACAAGAACCCUAUCGAAUUGCCUGGAAACAACAUUGACCAUUGUAGCGUUGGACUUGUGGCCAUGGACAUGGUCGGCUAAUUCCAUGGCCAAUAAUACUCAUGAAAUCACUGGUCAUGAGAAAACCGAAGCUAAAAAUACUGAGCUCCUACGGAAUCUUCGCCGAUGUCUGUCGCUGGCGGCAGUUGCCUGUGUUCUUCGCCCAACUAACAUCAUAAUAUGGCUGGUUUUGGCCGCAGUCGCUUGGCUACAAAGUUCCUGGGAUCAGCGCAAAAUUCUCGUGCGUGAGGUUCUGUUUUGCGGAUCCUCGACCUUGACAAUUUCGGCUGUUGCGGAUCGUUUUUUCUACGGAUUAUGGACUUUUCCUCCACUGCGCUUUCUAUACUUCAAUAUUGCUCAGUCUCUCGCAGUGUUCUACGGGCGCAACAACUGGCAUUACUAUGUGACGGAGGGCUAUCCGCUACUCCUCGCCACUUUGAUUCCAUUCGCUAUUCCAGGUCUGUAUCUCACAUUGACUACUCGGGAGUCUCCAGCUUCCAAUCGAGAGCAGACUAAUAUCAGAGUGCAAUUGGCAAUGAUUUGCGCCUUCAUGCCAUUUGUCCUAUCCUUUAUCUCGCACAAGGAAGUCCGCUUCAUCUACCCUUUACUACCAUCCCUACAUAUAUUGGCUGCGCCUCGCUUGGUGCAAUUCUUCUGGCCAGCUUUUACCUCGAACUCCCACGCCUAUACUCCGAAGCGGCUAACGCUUCUGUUCCUCGUAUUCGUCAAUGGAUUUAUUGCGCUAUACAUCUCUAUAUAUCAUGCCUCUGGGCCAUUGAAUGUUCUCGAAUACAUCCGUCGUCAGCACGAAACCCAUAUCUUAUCACACAAUAUGGUCACUCCUUCAUCCUCCGUGUCUCCCGCGCCUGAGUCUGGGAUUACAGUUGGGUUUUUAAUGCCUUGUCACAGCACUCCAUGGCGCUCUCAUAUGGUCUACCCCUCCAUCAAUGCGUGGGCCCUCUCCUGCGAGCCCCCAAUUGGCCUCAACGAGACACAAAAGGCCACCUACCGCGAUGAAGCCGACCAGUUCUACGAUGACCCCGAUGCCUUUUUACGCCAGAAUAUGGUUGAUGGACUUCGCCAUCUACCUCACCGACCAAGCUAUGUGACUGGGUCUCAAUCCCUGGCUAGGUUUCCCGACAGUCCAACACUUCAUGAGUGGCCUGAUUACCUCGUCUUUUUUGCCCAGCUCGAGCCCACCAUGCAUGAGCUCAUCGGAUUCUCUUCUUAUCGAGAAUGCUGGCGCACCUGGAACACCGCCUGGCAUGACGACUGGCGCCGUCGCGGGGACAUUGUGGUUUGGUGCCUGGACCCUGCUGAGCAGGGAGCAUGGCGUUCACAAACACAGCGUCAUGCGCAGGAAAUCCGGGAUCGUCAGUUCGAUCGCAUCAUGACCGCAAUCAAACAAAACGCGGGUCCCCAACAAGAACGUGGAUGGAAGUCUUCCAUCACAGGUCUCCUUCCUUGGUCUUCACCGCAUUGCCCUCUAUCAUUUGCGUCGCUGCAGCGCACUGCGCAGUCACUCUUCACAUCCCGGUCCUCGAGUCCUUGGCCAUGGGGUAAACGCUCUCGUAUGGAUUCUUUCCUAGCUAAUUUUCGGCGUAAAAGCACAAGCUUACAAGAUCUGAUCCCGUCUCGGUCUCCCUCUCCCUCUCCCUCUCCCUCUCCCUGGUCCUGGCCGGAGUGGUUGGGUGGUCCAGUUAAGAGAAAAACCAGUAAACGAGAGCGUGGGCUAUAG
Penicillium pulvis is the source of this 2250-nucleotide messenger RNA. RefSeq lists its product as uncharacterized. Gene Ontology annotation, molecular function: alpha-1,2-mannosyltransferase activity. Gene Ontology annotation, cellular component: endoplasmic reticulum membrane. Bases 1 to 2250 code for a protein of 749 amino acids. The transcript has 5 exons. Lineage: Eukaryota; Fungi; Ascomycota; Eurotiomycetes; Eurotiales; Aspergillaceae. The record is from RefSeq and is a predicted model, not a curated record. Gene Ontology annotation, biological process: GPI anchor biosynthetic process.